Molecule: messenger RNA, 216 nt
Organism: Rangifer tarandus platyrhynchus (Svalbard reindeer)
Lineage: Eukaryota; Metazoa; Chordata; Mammalia; Artiodactyla; Cervidae
Source: the annotation of a GenBank genome assembly
AUGUACACCUUACGACGCUUCACGUGUACAGGCCGCAUUAGCCUGAUGCAUGUAUACAAGCUUCCGCCCCUGCCGACGUACGGCAGCUGCUGUUGCAGCUUUGCCCCGAGUCGUACCCGGUCCAGCUCCACGCGCUCGCAGAUCAUUCUGCUCACACGUGCCAUUCAGAGUACCGUCCGGGACGUCGUUGAUCACGUCCGGCGCGUCUCGCUGUAG